AUGAGGAGGGAGAACCAGAGCAGUGUAUCUGAGUUCCUCCUCCUGGGGCUCCCCAUCCGGCCAGAGGAGCAAGGCAUGUACUACGCCCUGUUCCUGGCCAUGUACCUGACCACAGUGCUGGGGAACCUGCUCAUCAUCCUGCUCAUCAGGCUGGACUCUCACCUCCACACCUCCAUGUACUUCUUCCUCAGCCACUUGGCCCUCACUGACAUCUCUUUGUCCUCAGUCACAGCUCCAAAGAUGCUCAUGAACAUGCUGAUGCAGACUCAGUCCAUCUCAUAUGCUGGGUGCAUUUGUCAGGAAUUCUUUUUUGUAUUGUUUGCAGAUCUUGACAGCUUCCUUCUGACCUCAAUGGCCUAUGACAGGUAUGUGGCCAUCUGUCACCCACUGCAUUAUCCAAGAAUCAUGAGUCAGAACCUCUGCUUUCUGCUAGUAAUUGUGUCCUGGGUCUUAUCCUCUGCUAAUGCCCUUUUGCACACCCUCCUUCUAGCCCAGCUCUCUUUCCUCAGAGGCAACACUCUGCCCCACUUCUUCUGUGACCUCUCUGCCUUACUUAAGCUGUCCAGCUCAGACACCACCAUCAACCAGCUGGCUAUCCUCACUGUAGGAUCAGCAAUUGUUACCCUGCCCCUCAUGUGCAUUCUGGUCUCUUAUGGCCACAUUGGGGCCACCAUCCUGAGAAGACCCUCCAUCAAGGGUAUCUGCAAAGCCUUGUCCACAUGUGGCUCCCACCUCUCUGUGGUUUCCCUGUACUAUGGAGCAAUUAUUGCACUCUACUUUGUCCCCUCAUCUGAUAGCAGUACAGACAAGGAUGUCAUUGUGUCUGUGUUGUACACUCUGGUCGCCCCCAUGCUGAAUCCCUUCAUCUACAGUCUGAGGAAUCGGGAUAUGAAAGGAGCUCUGAGAAACAUCCUCAGGAGAGGAAUAAUUUCACUAUGA
Messenger RNA from Sciurus carolinensis (gray squirrel), 939 nucleotides. RefSeq names its product olfactory receptor 50-like. The record is from RefSeq and is a predicted model, not a curated record. Gene Ontology annotation, molecular function: olfactory receptor activity; G protein-coupled receptor activity. Gene Ontology annotation, cellular component: membrane. NCBI's taxonomy places the organism in Eukaryota, Metazoa, Chordata, Mammalia, Rodentia, Sciuridae. The transcript has a single exon. Gene Ontology annotation, biological process: G protein-coupled receptor signaling pathway. Bases 1 to 939 code for a protein of 312 amino acids.